AUGCCAGGUCCAAUCGUCACCCCCUCCGAGUGGCUCAUCGCCCGCAAAACCCUCCUUACCAAAGAAAAAGCCGCCCUCGCAACCACCCUCGCCCUCCGCCACGAACUCCAAACCACCUUCCCCAUGACCCUCGUCGAAAAAGACUACACUUUCACCACCACCACCGGGCCUGUCUCACUCCCAUACCUCUUCCACGGCCGCAAACAGCUUAUUAUCUAUCAUUUCAUGCUCGGUCCGGACGAGGUUAACGAAAGAGCUUGUGUAGGGUGCAGUUUCGUCGCUGAUCAUAUCCCGAGGCUGGGGCAUUUGAAUAGUCGGGAUACAACGCUCGUCGUCGUCUCGCGCGCGCCGAUUGAGCGGAUCAUGGCGUUCAAGACAAAAAUGGGCUGGACGUUUCCGUGGGUUUCGAGUCUGGGAAGUGAGUUUAACUAUGAUUUCCAGGCGACGCUGGAUGAGGAAGUGAAAAAGCCGGUGGUGUUUAAUUACAAAGAGACGACGGGGAAGGGGGAACGGCCUGGAUUGAGCGUUUUUGUGAGGAGGGAGGAGGGGGUUUGUCAUUCUUAUAGUACGUAUGCGAGGGGUUUGGAGGGGCUUAUGGGGACGUAUGCGUUGUUGGAUUGGACGCCGGGGGGGAGGCGGGAUGGGGGGAGGGCGAUGGGGUGGAUGUUGAGUGGGGAGUAUGAGGGGGAGGGUGGGAGGGGUGGGUGUGCGUGUGAGGAUCGGAGUGAGAAUGUGAUGGCGAAGGAUGGUGGGGAUAUUGAUGGCGAGAAUGAGAAGGAGGCUUGA
Glarea lozoyensis ATCC 20868 is the source of this 786-nucleotide messenger RNA. RefSeq names its product protein of unknown function DUF899, thioredoxin family protein. The transcript has 2 exons. The record is from RefSeq and is a predicted model, not a curated record. Lineage: Eukaryota; Fungi; Ascomycota; Leotiomycetes; Helotiales; Helotiaceae. The coding region runs from base 1 to 786 and encodes 261 amino acids.